This is a messenger RNA of Nerophis ophidion (straightnose pipefish), 3467 nucleotides long. RefSeq names its product FK506-binding protein 15-like. The transcript has 28 exons. Gene Ontology annotation, molecular function: peptidyl-prolyl cis-trans isomerase activity. The record is from RefSeq and is a predicted model, not a curated record. NCBI's taxonomy places the organism in Eukaryota, Metazoa, Chordata, Actinopteri, Syngnathiformes, Syngnathidae. Bases 153 to 3236 code for a protein of 1027 amino acids.
AGGUGGGAUGUCAGCUGACUUCCACACAAGCAGGAAGAACAACUCAACCCUUCCACCAAGUAAAACUGUAUAAUAACUACUCCAAUCACUACAGCAUCUUUUUUUUUUAAAUUUUUUUUUUAUUUGAUUCCACUUGGCUUUUAACUCAUAGUAUGUUCGCUGGAGAUGAUGAAGAUGGAGAUUUCUUGUUACCGUCAGGCGGUGCCAAGCUGGCCUCCUUGUUUGGCCUGGCCCAAGACCAGGACCAAGACCAAGGGAAGGAGUCCUUCCAUGCCAAGCUGGCCUCCUUGUUUGGCCUGGCCCAAGACCAGGACCAAGACCAAGGGAAGGAGUCCUUCCAGUACACGGCACCCAAACAGCCCAGGAAGAGCUCCCAUGCAGCGUCCGGCCUCCAGACGGCCGCCUCGUCCUCACCUGGAGUCUCACCUGGAGUCUCACCUGGUGUCUCACCUGGAGUCCCCGCAGUCUUAUUGGCCACGGCGGUCCAGGCCUUUCGAUACAUCAAUGGACAAUAUGUGAAGCAGGGCAAGCUGGGGGCCGCCAUCCUGGGCCAGCAUGCAACCAAGGAGUACAAGCUGCUUCUAUACGUCAGCCAGCAGAAACAAGUUGCUGCUGCCAAGAUCCACGUUGGCUUCGUCUUUACGGUGCAGUCCAACAACUACUGCACGUUUUAUGACGACCAGCGGCAGAACUGGUCCCUGAUGUUUGAGUCGGAGGAAUCUUCUUCAGACUUCUGUCGAGAGGUGUGUUUGGCGAAGGCAAACAGCUGCAACAGUUUAGACGGCGUCGUGUCUCAGGACCUGAGACUUGGGGAAGGCCAAGCAGUGGAACACGGAGACUCUGUGGAGGUGUCCUACAAAGAAUGGAUCCUGCAAAACCACACCAUUGGACAGAUGGUUGACUCCAAUCAAGACAGCCAAAAGUUGUUGCGACUGAAAAUUGGAGCUGGAAAAGUCAUUCAGGGAUGGGAAGAAGGGAUGCUGGGGAUGAAGAAGGCAGGUUGUCGUCUCAUUGUGGUGCCACCACACUUGGCCGGUGGAACAAAGGGGCUCCAUGACGCUGUCCCGGCCAACAGUACCCUGGUUUUCCAAGCAAACAUCAAGCGGGUCAAGUUUUCCAAGGAGAACGGGUCUGAUCAGGCCAGAGCCAGUUCCAGAGGCUCUGGCGGGGUCUCUCCUGCACCCAGCAUGGACACAGUGACCCCAGAGCCAGCAGAAUCCAGCAGUGUGAUGGACUCAGGCAGACCGGAGGACGCACCUGUACGAGCGAAGUCCAACUCCCUGAACGAGCAGCUGACCCAUCCAGACGCCACCAAGGCCAAGUUGAUCUCUCGCAUGGCGAGGAUGGGCCAGCCCAUGUUGCCUUUCCUGGCGGGGGUGUCCUGUGACUCUGAGGUGGAGAGUGCCAGCACUGCAGCAACAAAGGAUCAACCUACUGCUCCGUCUCCAGUGCAGAUCUCUACUGCUGCCCCAGGUCCAACACACGUGCUGCCACAUCCAUACCCCUCUCUUCCUGCUAAUGUGCUACCUUCCCUCGCCAACUUUUCCACGCAGGUUGUGUUGCCAGGUAACAUGCGCGCUUUCCAGCCCUACACUUACGCACAAGGCUCUGUGCCUGCAACUCAGCUGCAGUCCCUGAGCCACGUUUACCAGGCACCAGCUGUCCCUCACAUAGGCACCGGUGACGUGAACUCUUUCUUGAUCACGGAGGCCCGACAGAACAACACUGAGAUCCGUCUAUCUGUCGGGAAAGUAGCAGACAAAGUGGAUCAACUUGCAUCAAAGAUAGAUGAUCUGCACAGGCAAGGGACCGUCUCCUUGGGUCUGUCUUCUAUAUCAAUGGAUUCCUGCUUGCUCAUGCAAAACAUCCAACGAAUCAUCCAGGAAAAUGAAUGUUUAAAGAAGGAAGUGUUUGAGAAGAACUCUCGUAUUGAGGACCAAAACCGCAAGAUCACUGAGCUCAUUAACCAGAGUCAAAGGCUUAUGGAACAAAGCAAUAUGCUUCUGGAACAGCGCAAUGAUUCCCUCAAGUCCUCCAGUGAACACAACCAGACCAGACUGCUGCAGGCUGAACAAGACAAGAUUCGGUUGAGGGAAGAGCUGGAAUCCGUCACCGGCCAACUUUCUCAGACGCAACUGGAGGCGUCCGCUUCUCAGCAGAAGAUCUCGGAGCUGCAGACUAAACUGAGCGCGAGGCUGCUGGACUGUGAAAGCCACACCUCGCACAUCAGCGGGCUGGAAUCACAACUGCAAGAGCUGAAAGAAAGUUCUCACGCUCACGUCUCUGCUGAGGAACAAAGACGCAGGGAGGAGGAAGUCCAUGACAAAGGUCACCUGGAAGCACUGCGAGCAGAGCUGGAGGCAGAGUGCAAGGUGAAGUGUGAACAGGCCCUAACCUCCGCCAGGGAACACCACCACAAAGAGAUGGCUGAGCUUCAGGAGGAGAGAAAUUGUCUGCUGCAAAAACUUCAGGAGCUCCACCAAAAAUGCAAAGAGCUGGAGACACUGAGAGAGGCUGCCAAGGAGACACAAGAGAGACGAGAGCGCCACCUGGAGACCAGAGGGCCUGAGCAGCACAGUUCCGUGGACACAGCAGCAGAGGUGAAACGUGUGAUGAACGGAGUGUUUCACUCCUUGCGGGGUGACUUUGAACCUGGUCAAUCUUACACCGGCCACACAGUGCUCAGUGUGAUUGUCAACACUAUUAAGAACGUGACACUGACUCUGCUCAGUGGCAAGGAUGGCCCCAGCACUAAGAAGGAGGUGACGUCAGGCCAGGAAAAGGGAGAGAAAGUCCUUGUGAGGGAAGACCGAAAGGUGGAGACACUUGGUGACACAAAGGAAGACCAUGGCCACACGCGUAAGGAACCAGGGUCCAAAUUAGAAAGAACACGGUCGCUUUCAUCCACGGAGUCCAAGGAGCACAAAAUGGCAGACGUGGAGGAGAAAGUGCAGAAACCACAGCCAAGAACGAAGAAGUCCGACUCUCAGGAAUCUUUGAAGAUUCCUGUCAAGCCACCUCCACACCCAGAAGGUCAAGUCAUCCAAGGUGAAGACCAGAGUCUGACAGACGACCGUCCGAAGGAAAACGGAGCGCAGACUCGUUCCCAGAAGAAGGCUCACGACAAACACGUUCUGCAGGAAGAGGAAGACGAGCAGAGCCUGAAGGGAUGUCCGCCGCUGUUUGACGAGGACGAGGACGAGGGGGACAACGACGACGUCAGCUGGUUGAGCUGAGACAGUCGGCAGUACCCUGCCAGGUGGGAACGUAUCAAUGGGACCAGAACCUGUGAGUACCUGCCAGGUGGGAACGUAUCCAUGACGACCAGAAGCAGUGAGUCCCACCAACAGAACCAGGAAUGUUGUCAACAACGUCGUGCUCCUUUGUAGCCUUCAUAGAGCUACUGUAAAUCCUAGCAUUUUACACUUUGGCUAACCUGAAGUAAAUAAAGGUUACUUUCUAACUUA